This is a messenger RNA of Homo sapiens (human), 21754 nucleotides long. RefSeq names its product ubiquitously transcribed tetratricopeptide repeat containing, Y-linked (gene UTY). The record is from RefSeq and is a predicted model, not a curated record. Lineage: Eukaryota; Metazoa; Chordata; Mammalia; Primates; Hominidae. Gene Ontology annotation, biological process: chromatin remodeling. The transcript is spliced from 29 exons. Gene Ontology annotation, cellular component: nucleus. The coding region runs from base 1006 to 5325 and encodes 1439 amino acids. Gene Ontology annotation, molecular function: histone H3K27me2/H3K27me3 demethylase activity; histone demethylase activity.
GCUCAUCGUUUGUUGUUUAGAUAAUAUCAUGAACUGAUAAAUGCAGUUGCCACGUUGAUUCCCUAGGGCCUGGCUUACCGACUGAGGUCAUAAGAUAUUAUGCCUUCUCUUUAGACUUGGUCAGUGGAGAGGAAAUGGGCAAAGAACCAGCCUAUGGAGGUGACAAGGCCUUAGGGCCAAAAGUCUUGAGGGUGAAGGUUUAGGGCCUGCGCAGCUUCCCUGCCAUGCCCCGCAAGGUCUCGCAUUCGCAAGGCUUGUGACAGUGGGAGCCUCAUUACGGACUCUCCUAAAGUCCAUGGUGUCCUCUUUUCGCAUUUGCGCCCCGUGGGUGAUGCCCGAUGCCGCCCUUCCCAUCGCUCUCUUCCCCUUCAAGCGUAUCGCAACUGCAAAAACACCCAGCACAGACACUCCAUUUUCUAUCUUAAUGCAUUUAACUAGCACAACCUACAGGUUGUUCCAUCCCAGAGACUACCCUUUUCUCCAUAGACGUGACCAUCAACCAACCAGCGGUCAGAAUCAGUCAGCCUCUGUCAUGUUCCUAGGUCCUUGGCGAACUGGCUGGGCGGGGUCCCAGCAGCCUAGGAGUACAGUGGAGCAAUGCCUGACGUAAGUCAACAAAGAUCACGUGAGACGAAUCAGUCGCCUAGAUUGGCUACAACUAAGUGGUUGGGAGCGGGGAGGUCGCGGCGGCUGCGUGGGGUUCGCCCGUGACACAAUUACAACUUUGUGCUGGUGCUGGCAAAGUUUGUGAUUUUAAGAAAUUCUGCUGUGCUCUCCAGCACUGCGAGCUUCUGCCUUCCCUGUAGUUUCCCAGAUGUGAUCCAGGUAGCCGAGUUCCGCUGCCCGUGCUUCGGUAGCUUAAGUCUUUGCCUCAGCUUUUUUCCUUGCAGCCGCUGAGGAGGCGAUAAAAUUGGCGUCACAGUCUCAAGCAGCGAUUGAAGGCGUCUUUUCAACUACUCGAUUAAGGUUGGGUAUCGUCGUGGGACUUGGAAAUUUGUUGUUUCCAUGAAAUCCUGCGCAGUGUCGCUCACUACCGCCGCUGUUGCCUUCGGUGAUGAGGCAAAGAAAAUGGCGGAAGGAAAAGCGAGCCGCGAGAGUGAAGAGGAGUCUGUUAGCCUGACAGUCGAGGAAAGGGAGGCGCUUGGUGGCAUGGACAGCCGUCUCUUCGGGUUCGUGAGGCUUCAUGAAGAUGGCGCCAGAACGAAGACCCUACUAGGCAAGGCUGUUCGCUGCUACGAAUCUUUAAUCUUAAAAGCUGAAGGAAAAGUGGAGUCUGACUUCUUUUGCCAAUUAGGUCACUUCAACCUCUUGUUGGAAGAUUAUUCAAAAGCAUUAUCUGCAUAUCAGAGAUAUUACAGUUUACAGGCUGACUACUGGAAGAAUGCUGCGUUUUUAUAUGGCCUUGGUUUGGUCUACUUCUACUACAAUGCAUUUCAUUGGGCAAUUAAAGCAUUUCAAGAUGUCCUUUAUGUUGACCCCAGCUUUUGUCGAGCCAAGGAAAUUCAUUUACGACUUGGGCUCAUGUUCAAAGUGAACACAGACUACAAGUCUAGUUUAAAGCAUUUUCAGUUAGCCUUGAUUGACUGUAAUCCAUGUACUUUGUCCAAUGCUGAAAUUCAAUUUCAUAUUGCCCAUUUGUAUGAAACCCAGAGGAAGUAUCAUUCUGCAAAGGAGGCAUAUGAACAACUUUUGCAGACAGAAAACCUUCCUGCACAAGUAAAAGCAACUGUAUUGCAACAGUUAGGUUGGAUGCAUCAUAAUAUGGAUCUAGUAGGAGACAAAGCCACAAAGGAAAGCUAUGCUAUUCAGUAUCUCCAAAAGUCUUUGGAGGCAGAUCCUAAUUCUGGCCAAUCGUGGUAUUUUCUUGGAAGGUGUUAUUCAAGUAUUGGGAAAGUUCAGGAUGCCUUUAUAUCUUACAGGCAAUCUAUUGAUAAAUCAGAAGCAAGUGCAGAUACAUGGUGUUCAAUAGGUGUGUUGUAUCAGCAGCAAAAUCAGCCUAUGGAUGCUUUACAGGCAUAUAUUUGUGCUGUACAAUUGGACCAUGGGCAUGCCGCAGCCUGGAUGGACCUAGGUACUCUCUAUGAAUCCUGCAAUCAACCUCAAGAUGCCAUUAAAUGCUACCUAAAUGCAGCUAGAAGCAAACGUUGUAGUAAUACCUCUACGCUUGCUGCAAGAAUUAAAUUUCUACAGGCUCAGUUGUGUAACCUUCCACAAAGUAGUCUACAGAAUAAAACUAAAUUACUUCCUAGUAUUGAGGAGGCAUGGAGCCUACCAAUCCCCGCAGAGCUUACCUCCAGGCAGGGUGCCAUGAACACAGCACAGCAGGCUUAUAGAGCUCAUGAUCCAAAUACUGAACAUGUAUUAAACCACAGUCAAACACCAAUUUUACAGCAAUCCUUGUCACUACACAUGAUUACUUCUAGCCAAGUAGAAGGCCUGUCCAGUCCUGCCAAGAAGAAAAGAACAUCUAGUCCAACAAAGAAUGGUUCUGAUAACUGGAAUGGUGGCCAGAGUCUUUCACAUCAUCCAGUACAGCAAGUUUAUUCGUUGUGUUUGACACCACAGAAAUUACAGCACUUGGAACAACUGCGAGCAAAUAGAGAUAAUUUAAAUCCAGCACAGAAGCAUCAGCUGGAACAGUUAGAAAGUCAGUUUGUCUUAAUGCAGCAAAUGAGACACAAAGAAGUUGCUCAGGUACGAACUACUGGAAUUCAUAACGGGGCCAUAACUGAUUCAUCACUGCCUACAAACUCUGUCUCUAAUCGACAACCACAUGGUGCUCUGACCAGAGUAUCUAGCGUCUCUCAGCCUGGAGUUCGCCCUGCUUGUGUUGAAAAACUUUUGUCCAGUGGAGCUUUUUCUGCAGGCUGUAUUCCUUGUGGCACAUCAAAAAUUCUAGGAAGUACAGACACUAUCUUGCUAGGCAGUAAUUGUAUAGCAGGAAGUGAAAGUAAUGGAAAUGUGCCUUACCUGCAGCAAAAUACACACACUCUACCUCAUAAUCAUACAGACCUGAACAGCAGCACAGAAGAGCCAUGGAGAAAACAGCUAUCUAACUCCGCUCAGGGGCUUCAUAAAAGUCAGAGUUCAUGUUUGUCAGGACCUAAUGAAGAACAACCUCUGUUUUCCACUGGGUCAGCCCAGUAUCACCAGGCAACUAGCACUGGUAUUAAGAAGGCGAAUGAACAUCUCACUCUGCCUAGUAAUUCAGUACCACAGGGGGAUGCUGACAGUCACCUCUCCUGUCAUACUGCUACCUCAGGUGGACAACAAGGCAUUAUGUUUACCAAAGAGAGCAAGCCUUCAAAAAAUAGAUCCUUGGUGCCUGAAACAAGCAGGCAUACUGGAGACACAUCUAAUGGCUGUGCUGAUGUCAAGGGACUUUCUAAUCAUGUUCAUCAGUUGAUAGCAGAUGCUGUUUCCAGUCCUAACCAUGGAGAUUCACCAAAUUUAUUAAUUGCAGACAAUCCUCAGCUCUCUGCUUUGUUGAUUGGAAAAGCCAAUGGCAAUGUGGGUACUGGAACCUGUGACAAAGUGAAUAAUAUUCACCCAGCUGUUCAUACAAAGACUGAUCAUUCUGUUGCCUCUUCACCCUCUUCAGCCAUUUCCACAGCAACACCUUCUCCUAAAUCCACUGAGCAGAGAAGCAUAAACAGUGUUACCAGCCUUAACAGUCCUCACAGUGGAUUACACACAGUCAAUGGAGAGGGGCUGGGGAAGUCACAGAGCUCUACAAAAGUAGACCUGCCUUUAGCUAGCCACAGAUCUACUUCUCAGAUCUUACCAUCAAUGUCAGUGUCUAUAUGCCCCAGUUCAACAGAAGUUCUGAAAGCAUGCAGGAAUCCAGGUAAAAAUGGCUUGUCUAAUAGCUGCAUUUUGUUAGAUAAAUGUCCACCUCCAAGACCACCAACUUCACCAUACCCACCCUUGCCAAAGGACAAGUUGAAUCCACCCACACCUAGUAUUUACUUGGAAAAUAAACGUGAUGCUUUCUUUCCUCCAUUACAUCAAUUUUGUACAAAUCCAAAAAACCCUGUUACAGUAAUACGUGGCCUUGCUGGAGCUCUUAAAUUAGAUCUUGGACUUUUCUCUACCAAAACUUUGGUAGAAGCUAACAAUGAACAUAUGGUAGAAGUGAGGACACAGUUGCUGCAACCAGCAGAUGAAAACUGGGAUCCCACUGGAACAAAGAAAAUCUGGCGUUGUGAAAGCAAUAGAUCUCAUACUACAAUUGCCAAAUACGCACAAUACCAGGCUUCCUCCUUCCAGGAAUCAUUGAGAGAAGAAAAUGAGAAAAGAACACAACACAAAGAUCAUUCAGAUAACGAAUCCACAUCUUCAGAGAAUUCUGGAAGGAGAAGGAAAGGACCUUUUAAAACCAUAAAAUUUGGGACCAACAUUGACCUCUCUGAUAACAAAAAGUGGAAGUUGCAGUUACAUGAACUGACUAAACUUCCUGCUUUUGCGCGUGUGGUGUCAGCAGGAAAUCUUCUAACCCAUGUUGGGCAUACCAUUCUGGGCAUGAAUACAGUACAACUGUAUAUGAAAGUUCCAGGGAGUCGGACACCAGGUCACCAAGAAAAUAACAACUUCUGCUCUGUUAACAUAAAUAUUGGUCCAGGAGAUUGUGAAUGGUUUGUUGUACCUGAAGAUUAUUGGGGUGUUCUGAAUGACUUCUGUGAAAAAAAUAAUUUGAAUUUUUUAAUGAGUUCUUGGUGGCCCAACCUUGAAGAUCUUUAUGAAGCAAAUGUCCCUGUGUAUAGAUUUAUUCAGCGACCUGGAGAUUUGGUCUGGAUAAAUGCAGGCACUGUGCAUUGGGUUCAAGCUGUUGGCUGGUGCAAUAACAUUGCCUGGAAUGUUGGUCCACUUACAGCCUGCCAGUAUAAAUUGGCAGUGGAACGGUAUGAAUGGAACAAAUUGAAAAGUGUGAAGUCACCAGUACCCAUGGUGCAUCUUUCCUGGAAUAUGGCACGAAAUAUCAAAGUCUCAGAUCCAAAGCUUUUUGAAAUGAUUAAGUAUUGUCUUUUGAAAAUUCUGAAGCAAUAUCAGACAUUGAGAGAAGCUCUUGUUGCAGCAGGAAAAGAGGUUAUAUGGCAUGGGCGGACAAAUGAUGAACCAGCUCAUUACUGUAGCAUUUGUGAGGUGGAGGUUUUUAAUCUGCUUUUUGUCACUAAUGAAAGCAAUACUCAAAAAACCUACAUAGUACAUUGCCAUGAUUGUGCACGAAAAACAAGCAAAAGUUUGGAAAAUUUUGUGGUGCUCGAACAGUACAAAAUGGAGGACCUAAUCCAAGUUUAUGAUCAAUUUACACUAGUAAGUCAUUAACACGUGAGUACACUUAAUUAGGUGGGUUUAAAGCAAUGGUCUUUGACUUUGCUAACUGAUAAAAAUGUGUUAAGAAGAAACUUAAAUUUUCCAUUGGUGCAGUAUAUACUUUGUAAGGAAAAAUAUUAGUAGCCAUCCUCGUAUUUCACGUUAGUUUUUCUAUAUGAAACUGUUUAUUACCAUUUUUGCUUCUCAGUGAGAAUGCCCCCAAAGAAUAGUUACACUAAUUACAUUUGUAAAUGUCUGUAUGUUUUUAGAAUAUUUUUUAGUUUUUAUGUUACUUACAUAACUUAUAAAACCUUUGUACAUGUAGGUUACUUAAUUCUUCUGUAGUAAUUAUCUGAAAGAAAUGUGUGGGUUUUUUUCAUGUACUUUGUGGUUUAAAGAUUCCAGAAGAGUUUGCCUGAUAGCACUACUUGAUGGAGCUUGCUUGACUAGAUUAUAUGAUAUAUAAGCCUCAUGAAAAAUAUGUUCAGUGUCAUCUAGCUGUGGCAUUUUCAUAAGCCAAUUGCUAGUGAAAUUUUAAUUUACUUUAAAAUUAUUUUUCCACACAACUUUUCUUUUAGCAAUCUAAAAAAUUGGUUAACUUUUAACAGUAUUCCAAACGUUGUUCACUAAAUGAUGAAAAAUGGAGGUAAUAGCGCCGCACUCUUAACUGAUUCUAAUGAAGAAAGUAAGAGCAUCUCAACUGAGCACAGUGUCUCAUGCCUGUAAUCCCAGCACUUUGGGAGUCCAAGGCGGGCAGAUCACCUGAGGUCAGGAGUUCAAGACCAGCCUAACCAACAUGGAGAAACCCCAUCUCUACUAAAAAUACAAAAUUGGCCAUGCAAGGUGGUGGAUGUUUAUAAUCCCAGCUACUCGGAGGCUGAGGCACGAGAAUUGCUUGAAUCCAAGAGGCAGGGGUUGCGGUGAGCCGAGAUCGCGCCAUUGCACUCCAGUCUGGGCAACAAGAGCAAAACUCUGUCUCAAAAAGAAAAAAAAGAAAAGAGCAUCUCUCUUAGGAAACUGUUGAGAUUUCAUGUAUCUUGUAAACUCACUUCAUAAAAAGGCUGUCUUUUAUAGUCAUAAGCUAGCAAACACUAUUAAGGAUUUAUAUAACAAAAUCUUAACUUUUAUUUCUAGGCUCUUUCAUUAUCAUCCUCAUCUUGAUAUAGUUCCAUGAAUAUUAAAUGAGAUUAUUUCUGCUCUUCAGGAAAUUUCUGCACCACUGGUUUUGUAGCUGUUUCAUAAAACUGUUGACUAAAAGCUAUGUCUAUGCAACCUUCCAAGAAUAGUAUGUCAAGCAACUGGACACAGUGCUGCCUCUGCUUCAGGACUUAACAUGCUGAUCCAGCUGUACUUCAGAAAAAUAAUAUUAAUCAUAUGUUUUGUGUACGUAUGACAAACUGUCAAAGUGACACAGAAUACUGAUUUGAAGAUAGCCUUUUUUAUGUUUCUCUAUUUCUGGGCUGAUGAAUUAAUAUUCAUUUGUAUUUUAACCCUGCAGAAUUUUCCUUAGUUAAAAACACUUUCCUAGCUGGUCAUUUCUUCAUAAGAUAGCAAAUUUAAAUCUCUCCUCGAUCAGCUUUUAAAAAAUGUGUACUAUUAUCUGAGGAAGUUUUUUACUGCUUUAUGUUUUUGUGUGUUUUGAGGCCAUGAUGAUUACAUUUGUGGUUCCAAAAUAAUUUUUUUAAAUAUUAAUAGCCCAUAUACAAAGAUAAUGGAUUGCACAUAGACAAAGAAAUAAACUUCAGAUUUGUGAUUUUUGUUUCUAAACUUGAUACAGAUUUACACUAUUUAUAAAUACGUAUUUAUUGCCUGAAAAUAUUUGUGAAUGGAAUGUUGUUUUUUUCCAGACGUAACUGCCAUUAAAUACUAAGGAGUUCUGUAGUUUUAAACACUACUCCUAUUACAUUUUAUAUGUGUAGAUAAAACUGCUUAGUAUUAUACAGAAAUUUUUAUUAAAAUUGUUAAAUGUUUAAAGGGUUUCCCAAUGUUUGAGUUUAAAAAAGACUUUCUGAAAAAAUCCACUUUUUGUUCAUUUUCAAACCUAAUGAUUAUAUGUAUUUUAUAUGUGUGUGUAUGUGUACACACAUGUAUAAUAUAUACAGAAACCUCGAUAUAUAAUUGUAUAGAUUUUAAAAGUUUUAUUUUUUACAUCUAUGGUAGUUUUUGAGGUGCCUAUUAUAAAGUAUUACGGAAGUUUGCUGUUUUUAAAGUAAAUGUCUUUUAGUGUGAUUUAUUAAGUUGUAGUCACCAUAGUGAUAGCCCAUAAAUAAUUGCUGGAAAAUUGUAUUUUAUAACAGUAGAAAACAUAUAGUCAGUGAAGUAAAUAUUUUAAAGGAAACAUUAUAUAGAUUUGAUAAAUGUUGUUUAUAAUUAAGAGUUUCUUAUGGAAAAGAGAUUCAGAAUGAUAACCUCUUUUAGAGAACAAAUAAGUGACUUAUUUUUUUAAAGCUAGAUGACUUUGAAAUGCUAUACUGUCCUGCUUGUACAACAUGGUUUGGGGUGAAGGGGAGGAAAGUAUUAAAAAAUCUAUAUCGCUAGUAAAUUGUAAUAAGUUCUAUUAAAACUUGUAUUUCAUAUGAAAAAUUUGCUAAUUUAAUAUUAACUCAUUUGAUAAUAAUACUUGUCUUUUCUACCUCUCCUUUCUGAAGCAUUUUUAUUUAAUCACAUUCUUCUUUGUAACAGCUUUCCAGAGAACUUUAGUGAAGAAUCAUAGAAUGCUUUAAUAGAAGCUAUUUAAAUAUCAAAAGGGAAGUUAUAGUCUUAUCAGGUGAAAUGUCUUGAUCAUUGCAUUAUUGCAGUACUUUCUUCAGACAAGUUUGGAAUAUUUUGGCUUCCUAGAAAUAGUUGUUAGAAAACUCAUGAAGAUAUUUUAUUAAGUUAGGUAGUUGAAAUCUGUUAGCAGUAAUCAUCACAUACCUAAUUUCAGAAAAAAAAAUGCAAUUUGUAAUUAAGGAAGAAAAAUCAUAAGUACUUCUAGAUAUUUUAAAUGCUGAUAUUUUUGUAAUUUUCUUGUAAAUUUUCUUGUUCAGAAAUCAUUGAGAUUAAAAUUCAGGACUUUUUUUUACCCCUCUCAAACAAAAACUACAGAUCAACCAUCAGGAAACAUCUAGAAUACCAGAGCUAUACCUGAACUUUUCUUAACCGGUUGUUUUGUAUUACUAACGUAACAUCUUAUGUCUUAACUCUUUAAGAUGAUUUAUGGCUAGGAUUACUAUAUGUUGAAUUUACAGAAUUGACCUAGUCAUGAAAAUGACUUUACCUGUUUAUCUUUUACACUUCUUUUGUUAUUGUUGUUUGUUUUUGUUUUUGUUUUUUGAGAUGGAAUCUCAGUCUGUCACCCAGGCUGGAGUGCAGUGGAGUGAUCUUGGCUCACUGCAACCUCUGCCUCCUGGGUUCAAGCUCCUGGGUUCAAGCUCUUCUGUCACAGCCUCCCGAGUAGCUGGGACUACAGGUGUGCAUCACCACACCCAGCUAAUUUUUUUUGUAUUUUUAGUAGAAACAAGGUUUCACCAUAUUAGCCAGGCUGGUCUCGAACUCCUGUCCUCAUGAUCCACCUUCCUCAGUCUCCCCAAAUGCUGAGAUUACAGGCAUGAGCCACUGCACCUAGCCCUUUUACAUGUUUUCUAAUGCAUAUUUGGAUUAUCCAUUGAGAGUAAUACUUUUCAGAAGCUUACACUCUUUAAAUAGGCAGAAAACCAAAACUGAAAAUCAAAUAUAUCACUAGUUUGGAAUUAAUCUAGAUAAAUGAAGUUCUGUUAUCUACUGUAAUCAAUUUAUCACCUUUGUAAGUUGCAUUUUGGAGAUUUAAAAAAAAAAGAUUCUUUUUGUUGUCCUUUUUACUGCUGGAGGUGUGAAGUUGCUCAAGCUGACCCUACCUACAUGCCUUUCAAUAAAAGAAAUUUAUAGCACACACAUUGUUCAGAAAAUAAUCCAGUAGUUGCAUAAAACAGAUACUUUUCCCAAAAGAAAACAAGAACUAUGUGGAAAACAGCCAUAUCCUUUUUCUCAGCAAUUAAACAUGAAGUUUUCUUAGAUUGAUUUGCAUUUCUGCCAUGUAUAUAUAAUGUGGCUUGCUUAAUCUGGUUGUUACCAGAAAUCUCGGCUUCUGCUUUUUUUUUUUUUUUUUUUUUUUUUUUCCUGAGACAGAGUUUUACUCUUGUUGCCUAGGCUGGAGUGCAGUGGCACAGUCUCGGCUUACUGCAACCACUGCCUCUUGGGUUCAAGCGAUUCUCCUGCCUCAGCCUCCCGAGUAGCUGGGAUUACAGGCCACCCCACUGGGCUAAUUUUUUGUAUUUUUUAGUAGAGAAGGGGUUUUGCCAUGUUAGGCAGGCUGGUCUCAAACUCAUGACCUCAGGUUGACCCGUGUCAACCUCCCAAAGUGCUAGGAUUAUAGGUGUGAGCCACUGCACCCAGCAUGCUUCUGUAUUUUAAUAUAAACCUUGGCUGCUUUUCCAAAGUAAUAAAUUGCAAACUAGGAUGUUCAAGAUACUAGUAUAUAUCAACUUAAGAUUGUGAUUACAUAAUUUUAGUGUAAAGAGUCUAUUCCUCCUAAAUAUUUGAGCCUUUUUGUUAGCCAUUAAGUUACUAUGACAUAUUUUUAUUUAAGACAUGUUCUAAUUAGCUUCUCCUAAUAGACAAAUAUGGAAAAGAUGUGAACUUGUCCUCUACACUCCAUAUGCACAAGGCUUUUACCAUCUAAUAUGGGACAUACAUGGAAAUAAAUAACAAAAAGAGUACUAUUACAGUUUGUGUUCAAGAGUUGUCUGGACACUGUGGCUCACACCUGUAACCCCAGCAUUUUGGGAGGCUGAGGCAGGCCGAAGUCACCUGUGGUCAGGAGUUUGAGACCAGCCUGGCCAACAUAGCGAAAUCCCUUCUCAUAAAAGUACAAAAAUUAGCCAGGCAUGGUGGCGCAUGCCUGUACUGCCAGCUUCUUGGGAGGCUGAGGCAGGAAAAUCACUUGAACCUGGGAGGCAGAGCUUGCAGUGAGCUGAGACCGUACCACUGCACUCCAGCCUGGGUGACAGAGGGAGACUCCAUCUCAAAAAAAAGAAAAGUAUUAAGUCAUCUACAUUCACACUUCAUAACAUGAAUGUUUGGGGACCUCACGUUCUUUGUCAUAACUAAGACAUUAGCUGCGUAAACAGGUAACUGGAGAAGGGAUCUGAUGGUGCAAAACUCCUCAGUCAUGUUAAGACUUUCUGACUGUUCUUGUAGUUAGUAACAGAGCUAUUGACUGGUUUUAUAUAAAAGAAUCAAUAAGUUUGCAAAAUCUUUCUUCUGUCACACUCCCAUUUGUUUCAAUGCUGCAUUUGUUCUUUACACAUAUCCCAGGGGAAUAUAUCUAAGACUAAAAGUCCAGGGAAGAAAUGCUUAGUACUUGGAAUUUUCAUUUUGUGGAAUGGAAGUAAAGGCACAAAUUUUGGAAACAUUUUAAGGAAUAAAGUUCACAGAUCCCAUUAUCUUCCUGGUGGAGAAGUGUCCUUCUAACAAGACACAAUCCAGAAAGGACAGAGCAGAAGAUUAUAGUGACAUCUAAGUGAUGUUAAUUGAUUUAGAAAGGAACAGAUGGAUAUGUGAAUCUCAAAUUUAGAAAUGCAAGUUAGUGAAUCUACAAGUGAGGAGAGUACAAGUCCACCUUGUGGCAUCACAUAAAGGGGAGGGAAAACGAGCUAAAAGAUCAGGAAGAGUAAAUAUUUUGAAAACCAUGUCUAUAUUAUUCUGAAAAGAUAGAAAAAGAGAUCUCUUCGGGUUAGUGCAAGGUUGCUGUGAUGUUAACCUGAGCAGCUUCAGUGAAAUAAGGUACUUAUACCUAGAACUCAAAGAUAUUUCCCUGUGGAUUAAUUUUUUAGAUUUUACGUUUAUAUUCAUAAUCCAUUUUGAGUUAAUUUUUUCUAUAAAUCGUAAGGCAUACAGCAAUAUUGUUUUGUUUUUACAUUUUGUGUCUAAGCUCCAGGACCAUUUGUUUCUAACUCAAAGGUAUCAGUAGAGUGAAUUUGUGUUGGUUGAUUUUUGUGUUUUCUAGACUGUUUCAUUUUUAUAUCUGUUCAUCUUUGUGCCAGUGCUUCACUAUCUUCAUUACUGUGGUUAUAUAAUAGGUCUUAAUAUUGGACAAAGCAAUUCUUUAUUCUUUUUAAAUAUUGUUUUACCUAUUGUAGAGUCUUUGCCUUUCUAUAUAAAUUUUAGAAUAAGCUUGUCUAGGGCUACAGAAAACCUUAUUAUGAUUUUGAUAUGUUGUGCUAACUAUAUAAACAACAGUGUUCUAAUAUCUAGAAUACAUAUCUACAUAAAUAUGCUUGCAAUGUAAGUAACAGGUUAAUAAAAUUAAGAAAAUUGGCAUCUUUAAUAUGUUGAGUAUCCCAGUCCAUAUGGUGUUUCUCUCUAUUUAAGUCCUUGUUGGUUUUUUUCAUUAGCUUUUAUAAUGAUCAGUAUGCAGAUCCUUUACAGAUCUUAUACCUACAGAUUAUUUUAUUUUUUAAGUUGAUAAUAUUUCCCAUAUAUAUGGGGGUACAUGUGAUAUGUUGUUACAUAUAUAGAAUGUGUAAUUAUUAAAUCGGAAUAUUUUGAGUGUCCAUUACUUUCAGGACUUACCUUAUCUAUGAGUUGGGGAAAAUUCAAGUCCUUUUCUAUUUCUCCCUUGAAAUAUACAUUGUUAUUAACUACAGUCAUUCAUCUAUACUGCUGUUGAAUGAUAAAACAUAAUACAUUUUAUCUAACUGUAUGUUUGUACCCAUUAACCUACUUGUCUUUAUCAGCUCCCUCCCAGCCAUCUAUCCUUCUCAGCCUCUGGUAACUAUCAUUCUACUCUCUACCUUUACAAAAUCUUUUUUUUAGCCCCCACAUAUGAAUGAGAGCACGCAAUGUUUACCUUUCCACAGUUAGGUUGUUUCACUUAACAUAAUAUACUUGGGCCAGGCUCAGUGGCUCAUACCUGUAAUCCCAGCAGUUUGGGAGCCAAGACAGGUGGAUUACUUGAGCCCAGGAAUUUGAGAUCAUCCUGGGUAACCUGGUGAAAUUCCACCUCUGCAAAAAAUACACAAAUUAGCUGGGUGUAAUGGCGUGUGUCUGUAUUGCCACCUACCCGGGAGGCGGAAGUUGAAGGAUCUCUUGAGCCUGGAAGGUCAAGGAUGCAGUGAUCCUUGAUUGUGCCACUGCCGCUAGCCUGGGAGACAGGGCAAGAUUCUGUCUCGAAAAAAGUAAACUAAUGAACUCCACUUCCAUUCAUUUUCUCCAAAUGACAUUAUUUAAUUUUUGUGAUUUUUUUUUAAUCUCAUUAUGGUUUUGAUUUGAAUAUCCUCAUGCUUAGACAUGUUGAGCAGUUUUAAAUGCCUUUUGGCAGUCUGUAUGUCUUUGAGAAUUAUCCAUUCAUGUAAUUUGCCUACCUUCUAAUGGGAUUGUUUUUAUAAAUGAGUUGUAUGAGCUUGUAUUUUCUGGAUAUUAUUUGUCUCUUGUCAGACGAAUGGUUUGCAAAUAUUUUUUCCCCUUCUGUGGGUUGUCUGUUCACUCCAGUGAUUGUUUCCUUAGCUGUGCAGAAGCUUUUUAGUUUAAUAUAGUACCAUUUGUUUAUUUUUGUUUUUGUUGGCUGUGCUUUUGAGCUCUUAGCCAUAAAAUCUUAGCCUAGGUCAGUGUUCUGUAGUGUUUUCCCUGUGUUUCUUCUAGUAGUAGUAUACUUUUAGGUCUUUAAGUCUGAUCCAUCUGGAGGUUAUUUUACCUUAUUUUAUUAUUUUAUUUUAUUUUAUUUAUUUUUUAUAUUUUUUAUUUUAUUUUAUUUUGUAUUUUUUGAGAUGGAGUCUUGCUCCAGUCACCCAGGCUGGAGUACAGUGGCACGAUCGUGGCUCACUGCAAUCUCCACCUCCUGGGUUCAAGCAGUUCUCCUUCCUCUGCUUCCCAUGCUGCUGGAACUACUGGCAUCUACCACCACACCUGGCUAAUUUUUGUAUUUUUAGUAGAGACGGGGUUUCAUCAUGUUGGCCAAGCUGGUCUCGAACUGCUGUUCAAGUGAUCUUCUCACCUCAGCCUUCCAGAGUGCUAGGAUUGCACUCUGUGCCCAGCCUGGAAGUGAUUUUUUUAAUUCAUUAAGUAAAGGGAUCGAGUUUCAUUCUAUUGCAUUUGGACCUACAAUUUCUCCCACCACUGUUUACUAAAGAUAGUGUCCUUUUUCAAAUGUAUUUUCAUCUUUGUUUAAAAAAAAGUCACUUGGCCAUAAAUAUCUGGAUUUAUUCUUGGGUUAUCCAAUUUGCUUCCAGUGAUCUAUGUGUCUUUUUAUAUCAAUAGUAUGCUCUUUUGGCUAUUGUAGCCUGUAAUAUAUUUUUAUGUCAGGUAGUAUGAUGUCUCUUUUUGCUGUGGAUUGCUUUGGCUAUUCAGCCAGUUUUGUUACUAGUUCCACAUGAAUUUUAGGAUUGUUUUAUCUAUGUCUGUGAAAAAUGACAUUGAUAUUUCAGUGGGGAUUGGAUUGAAUCUAUAGAUUGCUUUGAGCAGAAUGUUCAAUUUAUUGACAUUAAUUCCUUGGAUCCGUGAGCAUGGGAUGCAAUUCGAUGCAAUUUAUCAGGGAUAAUAGUGUGUAGUUUUCUUUUUUGUUGUGUGUUUUCUGGUUUGGGGCGGUAUGUUCAAUUUAAGGACAUUAAUUCCUCUGAGCCAAGAGCAGGGGAUACAUUUUUCAAGGUUAAUGGUAUAUAGAUUUUUGUUGUGUGUUUUCUGGUUUUGGUAUCAGAUAAAGCUGGUCUUAUAGAAUGCGUUAAGUGUAAUUCCUUCCUACUCAGUGUUUUGAAAUAGGAAGAUUGCUGUUAAUUCUUUGUUACAUAAUUGGUAGAAUUCAGCAGUGAAUCCAUUUAGUCUUGGGCUUUUCUUUGUUGAGAUACUUGUGAAUAUUGAAUGAAUAUCACUACUUUUUAUUCUUCAGCGUUUUUUUAUUUAUUCUUGAUUGUUUUUUGUUUUUGUUUUUGUUUUUGUUUUGACAUGGAAUCUCACUCUGUCACCCAGGCUGGAGUACAGUGUCACGAUCUCAGCUCACUGCAACCUCCGCCUCGCAGGUUCAAGCAGUUCCCUUCCUCUGUCUCCCUAGUAGCUGGGUUACAGAUGCCCAGCUAAUUUUUGUGUGUUUAGUAGAAACAGGGUUUCACCGUCUUGGCCAGGCUGAUCUUGAACUCCUGACCUCAUGAUCCACCUGCCUCAGCCUCCCAAAGUACUGGGAUUUACAAGCAUGAGUCACCAUGCCCCGCUAUUCUUGAUUCAUCCUAGCUAGUUUAUAUGUUUCCAGAAAUCCAUCCAUUACUUCUAAGUUUUUGCAAUUAGUUUAUACUUGUUCAUAAUAAUGUCUCAUGAUCUUUUCUAUUUCUCUAGUAUCAGAUGUAAUGUUUCCUUUUUUACUUCUAAUUUUAUUUGGUCUUCUUGCUUCUUUCCUUGGUUAGCUUAGCUAGUGGUUUAUCAGUUUUGUCUUUUCAAGAACGAACUUUGUGUUGAUUGAUCCUUUGUAUUCUUUUUUAGUCUCUUUUUCUGUUAGUUUUGCUGUCACCUUUAUUUCUUUUCUUCUGCUAUUUUUGGGUUGGUUGAUUCUUGUUUUUCUAAUAAGUGCAUCAUUCGAUUGCAUAGUUGAGAUCUUUGUACUAUUUUGAUGUAAGCACUUAUUGUUACACAUUUCUCUUUUUUACUUGCCUUUGUUAUAUAUAUAUAUUUUGGUGUGUUGUUUCCAUUUUCAUUCAUUUAAAUUUUUUUCAUUUUAAUCUUUAUUUCUUCAUUGACCAGUGGUUGUUGUUAAAGAGAAUGUUAUUUAAUUGCCAUGUAUGUAUAGUUUCCACAGUUCCUAUUGCUAUUAAUUUCUAGUUUUUUGUGGGGGUUUUCUUGUUGCUAUUGUGUGGUUUUAUGGUUUUUUGUUUUCAGUUUUUUAAAUUGAGUUAGCGUCUCACUUAUGAGGCUGGUCUUGAACUCCUGGGCUCAAGCGAUUAUCUCACUUCAGCUUCCCAAAGUGCCAGCUUUACAGAUGUGACCCACCAUGCCCAGCCUUUUUAAUUUUUUAAUGUUAAUUUUUUUUUUUUUUUUUGAGACAGUGUCUUGCUCUGGACUGCAGUGGGUUAUUCAUGGCUCACUGCAGCCUUGACCACUGGUCUCAAGCAAUCCUCCCACCUCAGCUCCCUGAGCAGCUGUGACUAUAGGCACAAGUCACCAUGCCCAGCUGAUUUAAAUUUUUAAUAGAGACAAGGUCUAGCUAUGUUGCUCAUACUGGUCUCGAACUCCGGAGCUUACACAGUCCUCCUGCCUUGGACUCCCAAAGUAUUGAGAUUACAGGCAUGAGCCACUGAGCUCAAUCUUAAUUUCUUGUUCUAUUCCACUGUGGUCCUAGAAUAUACUUGAUGUGAUUUUGGCUCUCUAAAAUUUUUUCAGAAGUGUUUUGUGGCUCAGCAUGGUCUGUCCUAGAGGAUCUUUCAUGUGCUGAUGAGAAAAGAGUAUGCUCUCUGCAAUUUUGGGGUAAACCAUUCUGUAGGUUUCUGUUAGGUACUUUUAGUCCAAUGUCUGUUCUUAAGUCCAGUGUUUUAUUGUUGAUUUUCUGUCUGGAUGACUGGUCUAAUGCAAGUGGGGAUUGAAGUUGCCCACUGUUCUUGCAUUGAAAUAUCUCUCCUUAGAUCAAUUAAUAUUUGCUUUAUGAACCUGGGUGUUCCAGUACUGGUUGCAUGUAUAUGGAACUGUUAUUUCUUCUUGCUGGAUUGAUUCCUUUAUCAUUAUAUAAUGUAUGUAAUGACCUUCUUUGUCUUUUUUUUUUUUUACCUGCCUGUGGCUUAAAGUAUGGCUACUCCUGCUUACUUCUGGCUUGCAUAUGCUAUUUUCCCUCCGUUACUUUCAGUCUGUGUGCUGACUUUUCAGGUAUAGUGAGUUUCCUGUAGAGAGCAUAUAAGUGGAUGAUAUUUUUUAAUCCAUAGAGUCUAUAUAUUUUAUAAAGUGUGGAAUUUAGUCCACUUAUAUUUAAGGUUAUUGAUAUGUUGGUAUGUGAGGUUCUGUACCUGUCAUACUGUUGUUUUUUGAUUUUGUGUAUUCCUAUUUCUUUCCUUUUCUCUUAUUGCUAUUGUGAUUUGGCAGUUAUCUGUAGUGGUACCAUUUGAGUCCUUUCCUAUUUGUAUGUUUUCUUAUAAUUGAGUUUUAUACCUUGAUGUGUUUUUAUGAUGACAAAUAUUGUUCUUUCAUUUUCAGAUUUAGAACUCCCUUGAGCAAUUCUGGUAGGAUUCAUCUAGUGGUGAUGAAUUCCCUCAGUGUUUGCUUAUCUGGGGAAGACUUUAUUUCUCCUGCAUUUAUGAAGGAAAAUUGAACUGGAUAUAGCAUUCUGGGCUGACAGGUGUUUUCUUUCAUUACUUUGGUUAUAUCGUCUUAUUCUAACCUUUCCUGCAAGGUUUCUGCUGAGCAGUCUGUUCGUCUACUGGGAUUUCUUUUAUUGAUAACGAGACACUUUUCUCUUGAUGUUCUUAGAAUUUUCUCUUUGUAAUUGACUUUAGACAGUUUCACUAUAAUGUGCCAUGGAGAAGAUUUUUUUUGUGUCGCAUCUGAGGGGAUCGUGGGAUCUCCUGUAUCUGGAUAUGUAAAUCUCUUGCUAGACUUGGGAAGUUUCAUUUAUUAUUUUGCUAAACAGGUUGUGAACCUUUUGUUAUCUUUUCAUAUGCCGAGAUACCAGUAAUUUAUUUAUUUGGUCACUUUGUGGUGUCCUAUAUAUUGUAAAGAUUUUGUAAUUCUUUUUCAUUCUUUUAAAAAUGUUUGCCUGGUUUGCUGAUUCCAAAAGACUUGUUUUCAAGUUCUGAGGUUUUUUUUUCUUCUGUUUGAUCUAGCCAAUUCUUGCUGCUUCCAAACCUAGUGUGUACUUCAUUCAAAGAAUUCUUCAGUUCCAGAAUUGAUUUAGUUCUUUUUAAUGACGUGUCUUUUUGGUAUACUUCUCAUUCAUGAACUGACUUGUUUUUGAUUUUGAUUUUUUAAACAUGUGUUUUAAAAUGUUCUUCUUUCUGAGCUUCUUUACAAUUACUACCGUCUUGUUCUGCCGUUUUGUGUAUAUAUUUUUUAUUUGGAUCUAUUCCUGGAGAAUUAUUAUGUCCUUUGGAAAUGUCAUAUUAACUUGCUUUCUCAUGUGUCUUUUCAUUGAUAUCUGCAUAACUGGUGUAUCAAUCACUUCCAAUUUUCUUAAUUCCCUUUCAUAGAGAAGGACAUAUUUCUGAGGAUGAAUCUGUGGCAUUGGUUGGGUAAGGCACUUUGGCUUUGAUUCUGGGUUCAUGCAGUAGGAUAGUCUCUGUAUGAUUUCUUUGAUUGUAAAGAGCAUCAGUGGUAUCUGAGACUUUUUCACUGGCUCUGCGGGUGCAGUUAGUAUUGGAGGCUGUAGUGCAGUUUUACCUGGGACUGGGAUGCCAGACUGGCCCAUCUUUAGGCCCUAGUGGUGGCAGCAGUGCACUCAACAAUUGUCUCUUUGGGCUUCAGUGUGACCUGCAGUGGCACCAGUGUUAGUGUGUCCAAGGAGGCCAGUGCUUGGGCCCCCAGGUGACUUAUUCUGAUGCUGAUAGUGGCAGCUGUGAGCUUGGCAUGUAGGUAGGUUCUUGGGCCUCUGGACACCUGAUGUGGCAUGGAUGAUGGCGCUGGCAGUGACAGUGGAAGGAUGCCUCAAGCAGUGUGUAUCAGGCUGCAGUGAGCUCAUGAGGCCAGUCUCCAGGCCUACAUCUGAUACACACAUAUAGGUAUCAGCUGUGGUUAUAGCAACCAGGUGGAUAAGACCCAGCCUGAGUCCCCCACAAGGAGUGUUCAGGGGUCAACAUUGGUGGACUGAGCUGGGUCACACCCAAGAUCCAGACUUUCCUCGGGCAUAGGUAGGGGAUUAAACCUGCUCAGGCUGGGUUUUCCUGAGGACUGAUAGUGUGUACAUGUGCUGGGCCUGGAAAGCAGGGGUUAGAGGGAUUCUCAGGCCACUGGCAGAAUGCUUAGGUGAAUGGUGGCAGCAUUCAUGCCAUUGCCCUGCCACUAGGCAGGCAAUACUGGUUUCAGUGAUAGCAGCUUUGGCUCACAUGUUGGGAGCACAUGUGCUACUCAUGCCUCAGCUCUGGUAGUGCUCACAACUACGUCUUGGGGACAGCAGCCGUCUUUUCUGUUGCACCUCAGCCCCAGCACUGCUGGGCUCCAGAACAGUAGGGAGUCUGUUGGGGGCAUGGCUCUAGAAUGGCACUUUCUUUGCAUCUCGGACAUACCUUUGUCCCAGGUAGCCCAUGGUUGGUUAUACCUAAAUUCCAGAGUCAGCAGCACAUGCAUUCCUUGCACCUCAGCCCUGAUUCCUGUGGGCUUCAAAGAUGGUCCCUGGUCUGUUUGGGAUGAUGUUCCAAAGAGUGUGCCUUGCUGUAACUGCUUAGGUCUCAAGGAAUGUGAGGGAUGCUGCACAGGCUAUAUGCUUAAAGGCAGUACCAUCCUACUAUCUCUCUGCAGCUCCCUAUGUUAGUUUCAGGGCCCACUGAGUGGGGUUAGCUCUCCAGUGGCUAGAAUUACAGAGAUACCUGGUAUGAACAUGGAUCCCUGGAGAUCACUGACCCCUGACCUUGUUGGAAAGUCUCUCAGCACCCAGCCCAUCCUGGCCAAGCAGGCUGCCUCACCUAAUUCUUGUUUGCUUUAGGUAUCACCUCUUUUCCAGUGCUCUCUCUUGGAUGAUCUAGUUCAUGCAUGAUUACUCACUUUGGUUCUCUUAUUGGAGAAAGCAAAUGCCCCUAGUCGGCCAUCAUGAAGGCUUCUUCAUUUCUUUUUGAGAGAUGUAAGUGGUAUUGGGUUUUUAAUUUCCAUCUCCACAUGUUCAUCUUUAGUCUACAGAAUGAUGAUUGACUUUUUUCUGUUUAUUUAAUAUCCUCUGAUCAUGCAGAACUCAUUCAUUAGUUCAAAAAAGAUUUUUGUAAAUUGUUUUACAUUUUCCAUGUGUACAGUCUGCAAGAAAGAAGUGUUAUUUCCUCCCUUUCUAUAUGUUGUUCAUGUGUUUAUUUUUCUUACUUUAUCACAGCAGUUGGAAUUUCCAGUAUUGUGUUAAAUAAGAAUGAUGAAAAUGGACACUCUUGCUUUCUAUUGUAUCCAAUCUUUUUUUUAAAAAAAUUUCUUAGCAGUAUGAUAUUAGCUGUAGUUUUAUAAGGAAAUGCUCUUUAUUAAGAAUAUCCUAUUCUUAGUUUCCUAGCAGGUUUUACCAUUGAGUGUUGAAACUUUCAAGUGCUCUCAUUUUUCUGCAUCUGUUGAUAACAACCAUAUGACUUUUCUUUUUAUUAGAUUACAUUAACUGAUUUUCAAUGUUGAAGUAGCUUUACGUAGAUGAACCUUAUCCCAACUGUUUGUGUUGCAUGCGUAUUUAAUUUUGUAUUUGCUGAGCUUAGCUUGUGAAAAUGUCGUUGAUUAUUAUACCUAUGUACCUGAGUACUCUUGAUGUUUUCUGUGUUUAUAUUGUCUUUUUAUAGUUUUGUGUCAGUGUAAGAAAGGCCUUAUUUUGAAUUGAGAAGUGUUCUGCCCAGUUUCUGAAGACAUUGUGUAAACUUGAUGUUAAUUCCUAAAAUACUUGGCCGAAUUAUCUAGUGAUGCCAUACUAUUCUGGGUCUUCUUUUUUGGACUUUUAAAGUAAAAAUUCAUUGUCUUUAGUUGUCACAGACUAUUCAGAUUUUCUCUUAUAUCUUGAUUGACUUGCCAGAUUGUGAGUUUUGAAGAAUUGUUUCUUUUAAGUUACAGAAUUCCCCAUGGUAUUUUUAUUAUAAUUUCAGUAGUAUAGUAUCUGCAGUAAUGUAUUUUAUUCCUUAUUGAUAUUUUGUGAUUUCACUCACAAGUUUUUUUAAAGCAAAAUUUUCUUUUAUUUAUUCUACUGUUUUUCCCCACAUUUCAUCGAUUUUUCUUCCCCCUCUCACCCACAGCCCCUUUUGAGUUUGUUUUGCUCUUCAUUCUUUAGUUACUUUUUAUAGUUACUUCAGUUAAUUUAAACUGUUUUCAACCAGGCACAAUACCUCAUGCCUGUAAACCCAGUACUUUGUGAGUCCAAGGCAGCAGGAUUGCUUGAGCCCAGGAGUUCAGGACUGGCCUGGACAAUAUAAUGAGACCUCAACUCUAUAAAAAACUAAAACAUUAGACAGGCAUGAUGUUGUAUGCCUAUAGUUGCAGCUUCUCAGGAAAUUGAGGCAGUAGGCUUCCUUGAGCCUGCAGUGAGCUGUGAUUGUGCCACUGCCCUCCAGCCUAGGCAACAGAGUGGGACCUUGUCUCAAAUAAUAAUAAUUCUCUCUUUCUAUACACGCAUUUAGUGAAAUAACUCCCUUUUCACAGCUAAUAGCCUGCAUAUUUUGAUAUGUUGUAUUUUAAUUUUUAUUCAGUUUUAUGUAUUUUAAAAAUUUCCUUUAGGAUUUUCUCUUAGAUCAAUGUAUUUAGAACUGUUUAAUUCCCAAGUGGUGGGGAGUGGGGAGGCUUUAUUUUUGUAUAAUACCGAUUUCCACUUUGGUUUGACUUUGCUCAGAAAAUACACUGUGUAUUAUUUCAGUUCUUUUAAAUUUGUUGAUGUUUGACUUAUGUCUUAAUGUUGAUGUUUGAGUUACUUACUGCCUGAGCUGCACACUCCACAGGGCCACUGGGAGCUGAGGACAAGUGGGGGCGCCGCCCUCCCACUUCCAAGUUGAUGGGGUGGGAGUUUCCCAGUGCAGCUGCAGCCACCCAAGUCAUGGCUGUGGACCUGGGCCUCCCUGUGCUCUUGAGCCUUCCCACAGCUGCAGAGCCAGACAUCUCUGCACUCUCAGGGGCCCAGGAAGGAUCCCUCCCCCACAGGCUUGGAGGUGUCUGCUCCUGCUGCCUGGCCUCUCCCAGCUCCCAAGUGCCUAUUCUGAUCUCAGAGCAAGGUUGGGGCCAAGACUUGGCAUUGUGUCAGCCCGGCCAGCUGUGCUCAUGCUCAAGGCAGCACUGACAUGCCAGCCUUCCACCUUCUUGGCCCACUCUGAACUUUGGGCACUGAUGAGCAUAAGAGGGAAGCUGAUGGGGGGCUGAGGGCAGCUUGCACUGACCUGCAGGUGUUCCUUGAUAUAUACAUCCUGGGUGCCAUGAAAGGCAGCAGGAGGCAGACAUGUUCCUGAGUGCAAGGGGGUGGGCCCCUGGUGAGGCCCCACCUUCAGGCCAGGGAGGACCUGAAGGGUGGGAACUGGCCUGCCAGUCCUGCAAACCCCAAUGUGAACUUGUGGUGCCUUUUCCAGGCCUCCCCAUGGCCACCCAUGGACCAGUCGGCAUUCACUUCCUCCCUUCUGCGGCCCAUAAAAGCCCUGGGUUCAGGCAGAGCUGAGCAGACAUCAGGUGACCAGCUGCAGAAAGGAGCUACCCACUCCAGGGCCUCAUCUCUGCUGAGAGCUGCAGAGAUGACCAGAAGACCUGCAUCCAGAGAGGAGCUUCCUGAUCCAGGGCUAUUCUGUCACUCAAUAAAGCUUCUCUUUGUCUUGUUCUCCUUCCA